Molecule: messenger RNA, 719 nt
Organism: Sphaeroforma arctica JP610
Lineage: Eukaryota; Ichthyosporea; Ichthyophonida
Exons: 2
Source: RefSeq, a predicted model, not a curated record
AUGUGUGGUUUCAAUCUUACGCAUGCUCUCAUCUGGCCGGGCCACUAUGCUCUUCUCCACACCAUAGUGGGCAAGAACGACGGCAGCGUGCAAGAUGUUCGGUACUUCGAGUGCACCGCUAAGCACGGAUCGUUCAUCCGCCAGUCGCAGGUGCAGCCUCUGCACACACCCACCCCUGUUGUGAGCACCCCUACGCAGACUCGUGUGGUGGCGGGAGGGUCUAGCAUACCCACACGCGUACAUACACCGACGUCUCCCGCUACCACACGCAGCCCCACCUCUCGCUUGCCGAGGCCCGGGGCAACCAGUUCGGUACCUCGGUCCAAGGCAACGCCCAUGCAGGAACCGCGCAUCGGGAAGGCGAGUGUCAGCCCGAGCGUAAGAGCUGGUACCAGCUCCGCUAGCCCGAAUAGCAGCAGAGCUGGAGCUGGUACCAAGACACCUGCUCAGAGUACUACCAAUAUGCAGACACCUGCUGGCUCGGGUGUUCGUGCGGGUGCGGUGGGAGUGAGUGACUCUAGGCUGGCCAACUCUCCGCGUGCUAGUGGUGCUACGCCCCACGCUCAGAAGAACUUGGUUGAGCCUAUCACUACUGCGGUAGUGGACGAUGGAGAGGUGCUGCGACUGACAGAGAGAAUUACAGAGCUGGAACAGCAGAAGGCGCAGGAGUACAAGGACCACGAGCGUACCAGAUUGGCCCUGGAACAGGUGUGCGUAUA